UCUAAAUCUUCUUUUAUCAUUUUCUUCCCCUUUCUCAUUCAAACUCAAAUUUAUAAUCUUCGCAAUUCACACUAGAUUUUAUCUAAUCCUUAAAAAAAAAAAAAUAGUGCACGAGUGUACAUGGUAAGCAUAGUUAUGGAUAAUUGUAAUGAACGAUCAAGUUCUUCUUCUCCGGCGCCUUUUUUGUUGAAGACUUAUGAAUUAGUUGAUGAUGCGUAUACUGAUCCUGUUGUUUCAUGGAACCAUAACGGACGUAGCUUCGUUGUUUGGAAUCCACCUGAGUUCGCUAGAGACUUGCUUCCGAAAUACUUUAAGCAUAACAAUUUCUCCAGUUUUAUCAGACAACUUAAUACUUAUGGGUUUAGAAAGGUUGAUCCUGAACAAUGGGAGUUUGCGAACGAGGAGUUUUUAAGAGGGCAGAGGCAUUUGUUGAAGAAUAUUUACAGACGAAAGCCGAUCCAUAGCCACUCUGCAACAGGGCAAUCAGUGGCUCCAUUGACGGAUUCGGAGAGACAUGAGUAUGAAGAUGAAAUUGAGAGGCUGAAGAGAGAAAACAGUAUGCUUCAGUCAUCUGCGGAGAAUCAAGAGAAAUUUAAUAUGGAAUAUGAAAGUGGAAUUAAGUCUAUGGAGCAACGUUUACAUAACGUUGCUCAUAGACAGGGGAAAUUGAUUUCUCUUUUAGCUCAAUUACUACAAAGACCUGGAUUUUCAUCUGAUUUUAUUCAAUGCGCGAAUAAUAACAGUAAGAAGAGACGGUUGUUAGUAUCGAAUUACUUAACUGAGGAGGAAAAUGCAGCUACUAACUCUGUAGUUGCACCAAAAUUGGACUUGGAAAUGGUUAAAAAGUUGGAUUCUUCAAUCAAUUUUUGGGAGCGUUUUCUGUAUGGUAUUCGAAUGAAUCCAACAGAAGAUCAAAUAUGUGAUUUUGACCAUACACAACCUUUACCUUCCCCAAUUGUUAUACGGGAAAUGGAUACCUCAUCUGAUGAUUCUGGCAAACGAAACUCUCCUAUCGAUCAUUCACCAUCCUCCUCCGAGUUAGGAGGAGGACCUUUUAGUCCUGUCAUUUCAUCAAUUUAUGUCAAUUUAGAAUGUCAACUUAAGCCAUCUGAUCAGGUUAAUCAGGUUGAGGGUAAGACCACUAAAACAUCUGAAUUGGUAUCAAACUCGGGUAAUGAUGUAUUUUGGCAACAGUUCUUAACAGAGACGCCUGGUUGCACUGAGCCACAAGAAGUUGAAAACAAAGGCAUUAACGAAUUAGCGUGUGAUAUUAGAUUAGGGGAUAACCAUAGAUAUUGGUGGAAUAGCGGAGUUAAUGUAGAAAAUCUUGCUGAACGGAUGGGGCAUCUUAGUAGUCCAGCAACAGGAAGCUGAGUUGAUUCAGUAUUUCCUUAUUGACAUUUUAUA
This is a messenger RNA of Solanum verrucosum, 1407 nucleotides long. RefSeq names its product heat stress transcription factor A-4c-like. Lineage: Eukaryota; Viridiplantae; Streptophyta; Magnoliopsida; Solanales; Solanaceae. Gene Ontology annotation, cellular component: nucleus. Gene Ontology annotation, molecular function: RNA polymerase II cis-regulatory region sequence-specific DNA binding; DNA-binding transcription factor activity. The coding region runs from base 121 to 1374 and encodes 417 amino acids. Gene Ontology annotation, biological process: regulation of transcription by RNA polymerase II. The record is from RefSeq and is a predicted model, not a curated record. The transcript is spliced from 2 exons.